GUCGUCAUUUCAGCAGACGUGUGCUCUGUGCUCCUAGUUCCUAUUUUUAUUCGCGGAGAACCUGACAAAACGGCAACACUGUUCAACAUCCUGCAAAAAACUGAGCAUUUUUUCUAUGUUUAAAUGACACAGCGAACAGGUUAACCGGCAAACAAUCAUGGCUACAAAGACUCCCCAAGCAUCCAGAGGACACAAGGAAAUGACGCCAGUCUAUGUUCUGUUGAUAAGUUUGCUGCCUCUGACAGCCAGCGGAGCCGUCACACCUGAUCCCACUCACCCUUUAACGACAGGUCAGGUAAAAUUCACCCGCAGCCAGACAACACAGGACAUGAGAACACAGGGAAGCGUCUCAGCUCAGACCUUUACACUGUCCAAGAACAUCCCAACGCCAUCAACUCCACAAACACCUUCUGAAAAACCUACAGCAAAUCCACCCACAGCUCAAACAGCGGCAUAUCUGAGCAACUCCUCAUCAUCCCCGAUAAACAAUGCAACUAAAGGAACAAAUUUCACAACAACGUCAACAACCGGAUUCAUAGUCAGUGAAGCAACAAGCACCACAUUCCCAACAGUGAGAUCCACAAGCCCCUCCGAAAGCCAACACACAAACAUGACACCCACCCCUCCGGUCACCUUUCCAUCGACAAACGUAAACCUGAUGACAAGCACGUUAACAAAACCUGCCCAAAACGACUCCACAACUACAUUCCAGGUUAUGAGCAGUGGUACUAAACCAUCUACGAGUUCAUACAAAACUUCCACACCCACUACAAAGAGGCCGUUCAUUCGCACCAAGAAGCCAAAUAAAAAACAAGAUCCUCCAGGGAAAAAACAGGACACAAAGAAUGGUAAAAUUGUAGCAGGCCUCAUAGGAGGAGCCCUGGUGCUGAUGAUGAUAGGAUUCCUGGUCAUUUACAUAAAGAAACGGAAGCUUCAAAAGCAGCAGAUAUCUACCACCAACUGGGCCGGACCUACACCUUUCCUUGAAAGUGGCGCUGACAACAGCCAAGUAACCUUGCGGUCAUCAAACCGGAUUUCAAUCUCUAGCUUCCUGCCUCAGAGACUUUCCAAAAGGCUGUCCUUGCUCCCAGAAGUAGGUGAGGAGAUGGAAGACAUAACUGCAGGUUCUACCUUUGGAGAAAAAUUGAUGAAUCAAACAAAAAGCUCCAAAGACUCUCCAAAGACAGUCGAGACUUCGGUCACUUCUUCCCAAGCUGACAACCCAAUAUUUAUGAAUAAUGAGGCUGCAGAAGACCACCAGGACCAAGAUGAAAGCCCCCAGACUCCAUCUGGAAAGGUGGACGAUCCUCUCGGUGAGCAGAAAGACGAUGGGGAACAACCUUAGAUGAACUUCGAAGCAUUUCCUCAUGCUUGACUUUCACUGGUUACUAGUCAACAAUAACAGUGACAGAAAACACUGGACACUGACUCAUUUGUUAUUACAUAACCACUGCCAUGCAUUUCUCUUUUGAAUAACUCUGACGGAGUAAUUAGGGAGUUUAUGCACUGAUAGUUUUAAGGACAACUAUGGUGAAAGCGAAUUCUUAUGGUUACAAGAAAAAGGGAAGAACUUCAGGUGUGCUUUAUAUCUGUCUAUCUCUCUCUUCAAACCACUGGAGAGAAACUUUGUUUAGCUUCUUAUAAUUACACGACUGUACACUGUCACUGAAAAAAGACCAAAAAAAACAUUGUAAACUCUAAUUUAUGCUAAAUGGAUAAGCCUCACCCAAUGAGGGAGGGUUAUCCAUUUAGCAAAUGACACUUCGACUGGUGAAAAGGAGCCAGGAAUUGAACUGCCAACCUUCUGACUAGGGAGUAACCACAUCCAGCACCUAAACCAAAGCCACACCCAACACAGUACUUCAUGAAUGAACAGGAGUAAUUCACUAGAAAUUAAAUAGGUUUGGAGAUGAUCAUCAUCAUCAUCAUCAUUAUUGUUAUUAUAAUAUGUUCUUAUUUGAACAACACAGUCGAACAGAUUGUCAAUAAAAUCAUGAAGUGUCAUAUGGAUUUUCAAGAACAAAGUUGCUUCACACUAAACAAAUAUCCAAUUCAUUAGUGAAAAACUUUGGACAACAGACCAACUACACAGCAGAAAAUCCAAAAUAAGACAAAAAUAUGACAAGUUUACUAAAUCACAGAAGAAAUCGGUUUUGUUUUUUUUUACAAGAUGCCCAGUGUCAAGGCAAACACAUUUCUGAUUAAACCUUUGGAAGUCAAAUGUUUGUUUGUUUUGUUUUCUUUUAUUUAAAUUAAACUUUUGUUGUAAUAUAAAAUGCCCAGUGUUUCAGCAUUAAAAUGUUGUUUUGCCAUGAGUAAAAUAUCCCACCAGUGCAGCUGUGUCUUUUAUUUCUUCAUAUACUGUGUUGUCACUGAGGUUAGUGCACGAUUUUCUAAUGUUUCCGACUCUUCUGAGGUCAGCA
Molecule: messenger RNA, 2423 nt
Organism: Sphaeramia orbicularis (orbiculate cardinalfish)
Lineage: Eukaryota; Metazoa; Chordata; Actinopteri; Kurtiformes; Apogonidae
Product: cell wall integrity and stress response component 3-like
Exons: 3
Coding region: 158-1345 (395 amino acids)
Source: RefSeq, a predicted model, not a curated record